AUGAGCCAUAAGGAGGGACAAUACCUGGUGUCGGAUAAGGUUCUUCGUCUCCUUCAGAUAAUGAAGCCAAAAGACCCACUGUCACGCCAAGAAACAUCUGGAGUCGACUACAGGAUCCGGUGCAGUUGCGGACAAAGACACUAUGUCGGAGAGACUGGCAGAAUUCUCAAGACGCGAAUUGCCGAACACGAGGAGAUGUCGGAGAAACUGGCAGACUUCUCAGGACACGAAGUGCCGAACACGCGGUAG
Molecule: messenger RNA, 249 nt
Organism: Dibothriocephalus latus
Lineage: Eukaryota; Metazoa; Platyhelminthes; Cestoda; Diphyllobothriidea; Diphyllobothriidae
Source: the annotation of a GenBank genome assembly